AUGAGAGGAUUGCUGAAGACAAACGGGCUCUGGGAGCAACGCAAUGCCAAUAGAAGACGUCCGUUGACCCCGAACGCCUCGGAAAUACAGUUACCGGAGACGAACGGAGCUCAUGACCUGCCGCAGCCUUCUGCUCUAGAGGCACGACAUCAAAACGUUUCCGCCGUUUACCAGAGCUCCCCAAGGCAAAACUUGAAGUCUUCUCAUAGUCAGCGCAUCCAACAGAAACCCAAUUCAAUACUUCGCAAGCGGACUCCCAAGACGGUCAAGUAUGAAAAGACACCAGAUCUGGACGGCUUAAACCGACCGUUGAGGUCUAAGGGCCACGAGCCCCUCUCCGCUUCACCACCAACUUCGAUGCCUUUGAGCUCCCAACACGACGAAGCUGAUCCACGAGUACGUUGGGUUCAGGAUCCAAGGACGGCCAAACUUCUCAACCUGUUCGCAUUGUCUAUUGGGCCGACCGCAAACUGUAUAGGUUUCGGUCCCCUGGCCACCCGAUUCGAUUCUAGCUGCCCGAUUUCUCUGCUCUCCAAGGCCGUAGCACUGAGUUUCGGGUUACGGCCAAUACCCUGGCGCCCCGGAGGUCAUCUCAAUGUCAUCACCAAGUUUGGCAUUUUUCAACCGAAAGAAUACACUACCGGUAUUGUCCGAGCCUGUGGGCUAGUUGACGGAGAUCUCGGCAAAUGCAAUGUCGCUCUCGUGGAUGACGAGGAAUUGAGGCCCUGGGGAUUUCAGUUCCUGGCCGCGGAGAAGAUUGUCGACAAACUUUUGGAGAAGGACCCGCUUCUCAGCCAAGAACGUGCCCAUAUCGACCUUGGGUUUCACAGAACUUCUCCGAAGCAAUCCCCUGCAGUGCCUCAGACGCAAAGUGCGAACAGCAAUGAUCGCUACAUCAGCGGCCAUCUUCAGCCUGCUACGCUCGACCAGGCAUCAAGCUUCUCGACCAGUUAUACCGCCGGCGGCAACCCAUCUGGGUUUUCAACGAAUGAUGCUGGGCCAAUUUCAACUCCCAGAACAUCCUUUGAUGGCAUGAGGCUUAUCCGCGGCUCCAUGAGCGAUGUGCGGACCGUCAACGGUUCCCAAAGUCUCUGUGACCAAAGUCAAACACACUCUCACGAUGGUGGUCCUCAACACGGGCCUUUCGGCGCCAACUCAAGCAGCUUCAAGCACAACUAUCAUGGUCAAGAAGCGAGCAACUCGUCCGACGCCGCUCAGAUGAGCCUGACAAUAGGAAACGGGACGAUGUUUGGGGCCUCUAGCGCGACAAACGGGGCAGAAAAUGUCAAAUCACCGGUGCUUGCUCGGCACACUGCUUCGAUGCUCGGGUGGCCACAGAGCUCAGCCAAUAAUCCUGGACUAGAACGCUACGACGGGAUGUUCAUGGGUUCAGCUUCGGACUAUUGCAACCCAGAUGGGUCCUCGUAUCAAGCUCACGUGGCAAGACUCCCGCCGAUUGCCCAGAACAAGGAGAUCACUUUAAUGAAUUGGCAAAACACAGAGCCUGGGGUCCAGUCAGGCGAACCAGGAGCGGCGCUUUUGCCUGCGAUUCAGGUCACUUCGUCACCCGCAGACGACUGCAACAGUAUCAAUCCCCAGGUCUUGUUUGAACCUGACAUGGGCAUAGACCCGUCCUUCUUCCCGUUUUGA
Messenger RNA from Colletotrichum costaricense, 1650 nucleotides. RefSeq lists its product as uncharacterized. The record is from RefSeq and is a predicted model, not a curated record. The coding region runs from base 1 to 1650 and encodes 549 amino acids. NCBI's taxonomy places the organism in Eukaryota, Fungi, Ascomycota, Sordariomycetes, Glomerellales, Glomerellaceae. The transcript is spliced from 2 exons.